Cornus florida is the source of this 561-nucleotide messenger RNA. RefSeq lists its product as uncharacterized. The record is from RefSeq and is a predicted model, not a curated record. The transcript is spliced from 2 exons. Gene Ontology annotation, molecular function: nucleic acid binding. Bases 1 to 561 code for a protein of 186 amino acids. Lineage: Eukaryota; Viridiplantae; Streptophyta; Magnoliopsida; Cornales; Cornaceae. Gene Ontology annotation, biological process: DNA integration.
AUGGUGGUUGCAAUCGAUUAUUUCACAAAGUGGGUAGAGGUUAUUCCAUUGAAGACCUGUGAGCAGUCAACGGUGAUUGAUUUUAUCAAGAAACACAUUAUUCAUAGGUUUGGAAUUCUAGAAACUCUCACCACUGACAGAGGCAUUUCCUUUGUUGGAAACCAAGUUAUUGAUUAUUGUUCUAAAUGUGGUGUCCAAGUGAUCAGUUCUACUCCGUAUUUUGCCCAAGCAAAUGGACAUGUAGAAGCUUCCAACAAAAUGACCAUUAGGUUUGUAAGGGUGGCUUUCCAAAAUAAGCUAACUCCAGCAGAUUACAACCAUGCUAUGUUGGUAGAAUUGGAAGACCUUGAUGAAGUCUGUCUCAAUGUCUUAGACCAUGUUAUUGCUCAAAAGAAGAAAGUCAUGUGGGCAUACAACAAGAAAGUAAAGGCAAAAUCAUUUGUUGAAGGAGAUUUGGUAUGGCAAGUCAAGUUUUCACCUGCAGUUAAAGACAAUGAAUAUGGAAAGUGGACCCCUAAUUGGGAUGGUCCUUACUUGGUGGAACAAGUCCUUGGAAAAUAG